AUGACGCCUCCCUCGCUGGAUCUCUUCUACCUGACGUUCAACGCCGCCAAAGCCUUCAUCUCGGUUCCCGUCUUCGGGAAGCACAUCUACGAUGCCUUCAAGCAAGAUGGCGCCGCCUCCCUCCCCGAGCUUGUCGUGCUCUCUCUGCAGGAGAUGGCGCCCUUCACGGACGCUUUCAGAGGCGCCUACUUCCUGAACCCCUACUUUGCUUGCUUCGAGUCGGCUGUCAACGUCGCAGCCGCCAAGUUCAUCUCGGACGAAGCCCGCGCCCACCGCCACCAAGACACGCCCUACACCCUGGUAAAGACGGGCAAUGUUGGCAUGACCGGCAUCAUGCUGUUCGCCAGAGACCCGACCGCCGUGGCCAAGAUCCGAACGGCCGAGGUCGGCUUCGGGGCCGGCGAGAUGGCGAACAAGGGUGCCGUUGGCCUGCGUUUCCUGUUCAGGAAGCAGGGCAAUGAGACCGAGCUCACGCUGGUGAGCACGCACCUCGCCGCCAUGGAGUGGAACCUGGAGCGCAGGAACCGCAACUGGGCAAGUGUUGUCAGCGGGCUCGUCUUUGAUGACCCGAAGAAGAUAGUCAAGGAAGAGCAGAAUGCACAUACCGGGGGCCGGGGUGAGUCCCAGCCGCUGUUGAUCCAUCCGACAACAGAGAAGGCUUUGCACGACAUCAGCAUUUACAAGCCUGGCAGCCAUCUUUUCGUCGCCGGGGACUUGAAUUAUCGCCUGUCCAAAACGUCGCCCCCCUCCGAUGCGACCUUCCCAGUCCUCGACCCGGACAGCGAGGACCACUACCCUCGGUUCCUAGCCCGGGACCAGUUGACUGCUGAAAAGGCCGCCGGGAGAACCUUGCAUGGGCUCUCCGAGGCUCCUAUCCAUUUCCCACCGACAUAUAAGAUCGUCCGUGACAAGCGCCCACCCAAGAAGGACAUCUCUGGCAUUGGACAAGGAGUGGACGAGAACGAAGAAGUCAAGUGGUCAUUUGCUGAGCACCGAUGGCCUGGGUGGUGCGAUCGUGUCCUGUACCUAGACACGCCAGAGGGACUCCGAGACGCACCCAAGAUCGACGUCCUUGCGUACAAGUGCCUUCCAGUUGUGCGAUCCAGCGAUCACAGGGCCGUCUACCUACGCGCGGAGGUCCCAGUCCUGUCGCCCUCGCAGCUGCUACCACCGGAAGGUACGCCUGAUACUGACCCGCGCAUAACAUUACCAGUGGGCAUCGAGAUCGAGUCUUGGGAACAUCGGGCCCAAGUCAAGAAGUUUGAGUACCUCCUUGGAUGGAGCAUGAAGAUCUCCCAGUCGAAGCAAGGCAUCAUGCUCUUCUUCACGGUGCUUUUGGUCGGACUUGGCGCCUGGUGGUAUGGACGAUCCUCAUAG
Neoarthrinium moseri is the source of this 1377-nucleotide messenger RNA. RefSeq lists its product as uncharacterized. Gene Ontology annotation, molecular function: phosphatidylinositol-4,5-bisphosphate 5-phosphatase activity. The transcript has a single exon. The coding region runs from base 1 to 1377 and encodes 458 amino acids. The record is from RefSeq and is a predicted model, not a curated record. Lineage: Eukaryota; Fungi; Ascomycota; Sordariomycetes; Amphisphaeriales; Apiosporaceae. Gene Ontology annotation, biological process: phosphatidylinositol dephosphorylation.